Messenger RNA from Malaya genurostris, 2251 nucleotides. Its product is annotated as zinc finger protein 891-like. The record is from RefSeq and is a predicted model, not a curated record. Gene Ontology annotation, cellular component: nucleus. Bases 211 to 1218 code for a protein of 335 amino acids. Gene Ontology annotation, molecular function: zinc ion binding. The transcript has 3 exons. NCBI's taxonomy places the organism in Eukaryota, Metazoa, Arthropoda, Insecta, Diptera, Culicidae.
CACCAAGUCAGUUUUGCGUGUCAUACUUUGUAUAGAAAUUGCUGCCAGCAAGACAUACUUCUGACUGCAGAUUUUUUUUCAGAUUUACAGACCCUGUCUGCAGAUAUUUGAAAUUUUUACCUGGCAUCUCUGGCUACUGCUGUCAACAGCGGUGGCACAUAGAAAAGAAGAAGAAGAAGAAGAAGAAGAAAACUUUGGUCGUUUACUGCAAUGGAAGGAACAUCAAAACCAAAGUCGGUUUUAGAACAAAAAGACUUUUUUGCGAAACUACCAUCAGUAUGCCGAACAUGUUUAAUUGAAGACAACGCUGUGGAUGGGGAACUGUAUCAGAUUGAAGAAAUUUUUGUUGAGGAAGACAUUCUCACAGAAAAGAUUCAGUCUUUCGAAGAAAUUCUCUGCUUGUUUAUAGAUGACGAUAUCAACAAACAAAGCUUUAAAAUACCAAACAGUGUAUGCCUUUCAUGUAUUGAAAAGGCUCGCUUGGCAUUCCAGUUUGUCGAAAUGUGUCGUCGCACUGAUGUCAUGUUGAAGGAAUACUUGUCAAGAGAUGGUCUAAAGUUGGAACACAACGAUUUGGAAACACAUGCAGAAGUUGGAAAUUGUGCUUUAGACGUGUCAGAAGAUGCAAAUAAAUUCUCAACCGACGAGAAAAAGCAAAAUCGGUGUGAAACAUGCAACAAAACAUUCAGUCAGUCACAGACAUUGAAUCGACAUAGGAAAAUCCAUUCUAAAGAUUCACAAUCAAGAAAGUCAUGCAAUUUAUGCAACCGUUCAUUUCUUCGAUCAGACGAUUUGCGUAGACAUAUGCGUAUUCAUACCAAUGAAAGACCUUAUGUCUGCAAUCUUUGUUCGAAAGCCUAUAAGCAAUCGAAUGAGUUGAAGGAACACAAAGCGUCGGCUCAUUCGGAAAAAGGUUUUCGGAAGACAUAUUCAUGUACUCUUUGUGAUAAACAGCUUGGUACCAGGAACGGUUUAUAUGUUCAUAUGAAAGUACACCGAGGAGAAAAGAAUCAUUCUUGUUCGUUUUGUGAAAAGCGAUUUGUAACUUCCGGUGAAUUAACAUCACAUUUAAGGCAUAUCCACACGUUUGAGAUAAAUGCAGAAGUAUUUCAUUGCAAUGUCGAUGGCUGUACUAAAAACUUUGUUACUAAAUCAGCACUCCGACAUCAUCGGAGCAACAAGCAUGCUAUUAAUGAACUCGCCAGUGCGCAAAUGUAAGAAAGAUCAUUUCAGCAUGAAAUUUUCAAAACGACGAAUAACAUUGCGGCUAAACGGAGAAAAGCUAUGUUGAAAAAUAAUCGCGAAAUAUUAAAUGCUUGUUAAAAAUAGGUAGUUAAAACAACUUUUUCUCUUCACUAAUGUCGUUUUCGCUUGAUUCCAAACCUAACCCUGUUUCCACCCUAACUGCUGUCAAACUGUUUUUUAAACAAGUUUUGAACCUAGUUUCAACGUAAUUGAACUUAAAAUCGAGUCAGUUUCGAACCUGAUUUUUAUAUCGGGUUUGCUCACACCCCCGUUGCUAAGUGCGAACCCAACUCAGUUUUGUGAAGUGUUCGCUUGAUGAAACUACGCUGAGCCAGUCUCAGUUUUACCAAGCUCUAAAAAGACAAAAAAAUUCAAUUUGUAUGCGCGCAGUGAUGAACCGUCGGGAAAAAACCUUCCAACCUGGUUUUUAUUUUUUGGGUUUUAACCGGGUUUUUUUCCCCAAGAGCUUGAAAAACCCCAAAGUUUGGGUUUUUUGUCUUUUCGUCCAAAUUAUAAACUUCCAUAAUUUUAUUUCAAAAUCUCGCUUCCCUACAUAUUUUAUACUGUUCAAAUUUCAUCACAUAAAGUUAGUUUGCAUGAUAAACUAUUGUCAUUUUGCAUUGACAGCGUGAAGUAAUCUGGGGCCGUAUGUUUAUUUGAAAAGCGGCAGAGACUAUGCGCCCUCUGUUAUGGUGGAAAACACACGCUCCGAGAACCGGAUUAUAUCAAGUUGCCAUUGGAAUUCUUUCAUCACCAACAACAUCAGCAGCGACGGAGAGAUCCUUUAGCACAUUUGGUUGGAUGCAUAAUAAGAGGUGCAAUUGCCUAACCACCGAACGAGCGGGAAAAUUAACUUAUCUUUUUUAUAAUUACAAAUUGUGCAAAGAAAUGUGGGUUCAACCCGAUAUUGCCAAAAAUUUAAGGGAUGUUGACUCAACAAAUUUUUCAAAUUCUUCGGAAAAUCAAUAAAACCUUAUUAAAUAAAUAUGAGAGUCCAGAAAUAUUA